Messenger RNA from Frieseomelitta varia, 897 nucleotides. It is a transcript of the gene Spase25, whose product is annotated as probable signal peptidase complex subunit 2. Gene Ontology annotation, biological process: protein targeting to ER. Gene Ontology annotation, cellular component: signal peptidase complex; membrane. Lineage: Eukaryota; Metazoa; Arthropoda; Insecta; Hymenoptera; Apidae. The record is from RefSeq and is a predicted model, not a curated record. The coding region runs from base 184 to 762 and encodes 192 amino acids. The transcript is spliced from 3 exons.
UUAUUAUUGGUUUUACUUAAAUCGUUAUUCUAAUUAUGAUAUAAUUUAAACCAUAACGUGUGACGUGAGAAAACGUCGUAUGUCGAGUCUAUUCUAUCCUUAGUCGAUGAUUAAAUAAUUUGAUUUGUAGAAUAUAGUGAUUUAAUAUAGCUACAAUUGUUUUGUUACCAAAUUGUGGUUAAGAUGGGUGCGGAUAAGAAUGCAGAAAAUCUUGUAAUAAAAAUCAACAAAUGGGACGGAUCUGCGGUGAAGAAUGCAUUAGAUGAUGCAGUUAAAGACGUACUUACAAAAAAAUAUAAUUACAUAGAAAAUUUUGCUCUACUCGAUGGAAGAUUGGCUCUCUGCGGUAUUGCUGUAAUAAUUGCAAUUGUUGCUCUUCUCUGUGAUUAUUUAUAUCCUUUCCCUGCGUCAAAACCUGUAUUAGUUGCUUGUGUUUCAUUAUAUUUUUUUUUAAUGGGACUUUUGACUUUGUAUACAACAUACAAAGAAAAAGGUAUAUUUGUUGUAGCCAUUCAAAGAGAUCCUGCAGGCUUCAAUCCUGAUCUAAUUUGGGAAGCAAGCUCAUAUUUAAAAAGACACGAUGACAAAUAUAAUCUUGUAUUGUCUGUUAGAAGUACAGCCACAGGAAAUGUGAAUGAAACUAGUGUUACAAAAUCUGUUGCAAAUUUUAUUGAUGUCAAUGGUGUUGUCAUACCAGAAUUAGUAGAGAAUGUUGUGACAAACAUGCAUGAUGGCUUAACUAAUCAACGUAAAGAAAAGUAGCAGGAGCUCAAUUAAUUGUCUGUACGAACACAAUUUUUUUUCGUAGUUCUCGGAACAAUAUUCUUUCUAUUUCAUAUAUUUCAUAUUACUGUAAAUCUAUUUCAAGAAUAAAAGUCAAGGAUAAUUUUAAAAUGA